This is a messenger RNA of Procambarus clarkii (red swamp crayfish), 1089 nucleotides long. RefSeq names its product micronuclear linker histone polyprotein-like. The record is from RefSeq and is a predicted model, not a curated record. NCBI's taxonomy places the organism in Eukaryota, Metazoa, Arthropoda, Malacostraca, Decapoda, Cambaridae.
AUGAAAGAAGCAAGCAAUCAAAGAAGCAAACAAUCAAAGAAGCAAGCAAUCAAAAAAGCAAACAAUCAAAGAAGCAAGCAAUCAAAAAAGCAAACAAUCAAAGAAGCAAGCAAUCAAAAAAGCAAACAAUCAAAGAAGCAAGCAAUCAAAAAAGCAAGCAAUCAAAAAAGCAAACAAUCAAAGAAGCAAGCAAUCAAAAAAGCAAACAAUCAAAGAAGCAAGCAAUCAAAAAAGCAAACAAUCAAAGCAGCAAACAAUGAAAGAAGCAAGCAAUCAAAGAAGCAAACAAUCAAAGCAGCAAACAAUCAAAGAAGCAAACAAUCAAAGCAGCAAACAAUCAAAGAAGCAAGCAAUCAAAAAAGCAAACAAUCAAAGAAGCAAACAAUCAAAGAAGCAAACAAUCAAAGAAGCAAACAAUCAAAGCAGCAAACAAUCAAAGAAGCAAGCAAUCAAAAAAGCAAACAAUCAAAGCAGCAAACAAUGAAAGAAGCAAGCAAUCAAAGAAGCAAACAAUCAAAGCAGCAAACAAUCAAAGAAGCAAACAAUCAAAGCAGCAAACAAUCAAAGAAGCAAACAAUCAAAGAAGCAAGCAAUCAAAGCAGCAAACAAUCAAAGAAGCAAACAAUCAAAGCAGCAAACAAUCAAAGAAGCAAACAAUCAAAGCAGCAAACAAUCAAAGAAGCAAACAAUCAAAGAAGCAAGCAAUCAAAGCAGCAAACAAUCAAAGAAGCAAACAAUCAAAGCAGCAAACAAUCAAAGAAGCAAACAAUCAAAGAAGCAAACAAUCAAAGCAGCAAACAAUCAAAGCAGCAAACAAUCAAAGAAGCAAACAAUCAAAGAAGCAAGCAAUCAAAGCAGCAAACAAUCAAAGAAGCAAGCAAUCAAAGCAGCAAACAAUCAAAGAAGCAAGCAAUCAAAGCAGCAAACAAUCAAAGCAGCAAACAAUCAAAGAAGCAAACAAUCAAAGCAGCAAACAAUCAAAGCAGCAAACAAUCAAAGCAGCAAACAAUCAAAGAAGCAAACAAUCAAAGCAGCAAACAAUCAAAGGAGCAAACCAAAAACAAAGGGAUUAAACAUUCAAGGAAAUAA